Molecule: messenger RNA, 3878 nt
Organism: Peromyscus eremicus (cactus mouse)
Lineage: Eukaryota; Metazoa; Chordata; Mammalia; Rodentia; Cricetidae
Gene: Ggcx
Product: gamma-glutamyl carboxylase
Exons: 12
Coding region: 619-2445 (608 amino acids)
Biological process (GO): peptidyl-glutamic acid carboxylation
Molecular function (GO): vitamin binding; gamma-glutamyl carboxylase activity
Source: RefSeq, a predicted model, not a curated record
CAAUAGGCACAAUUUUUAUUGGUGUUUUGAUCUUUUGGGAGUGGGGAUUUGAGGUGGGAUUUGUAUUGCUGUAUGUCAGGCUGGUCUGGAACUCACUGUGUAGUCUAGGCUGGCCUUGGACUUCUGUUCUCCUGUCCUAGCCUGAGGGCUGGAAUUACAAGUGUGAGCCACCAUGCUGGCUCAAAGACAUAUUUUUAACCAAGUUUUGCAAAGUAUGGUCUGAGAUCAUACUCUGACCUGGAUGGAUUCGGGAGAGCCUGUUCUCUUUCCUCCGUGUGGGUUCUGGGCAUCCAGCUGAGGUAGGCUCGAUGGGGAGGGCCCUUAUUUGCUUGGCUCUAUUACUUGCCUGGCUUGGAUGGAUUUGGGGAGGGGAAGGGCCAGCAAACUGGGUGAUUGGAGUGACCUAGGAAAAUGGCUCCACCCCACUCCUUCACUUUUUCCCUAUCUCUCCAGGUACCUUGAUAUAUCCACUCCUGUAUCCCUCUUAGAAGAAGAGAAGACUAAAGCCAGAUAUAACUGUUUUCAGAUACUCCAGGGCUGCAGGCUUGACUUUCUGUGUGUGAGCCAGCCCAGAGAGGCAGAGUGAUAGCCAAACGUAGACGUUGCUGUGAGGUGGAAAUGAUAGCAGAUACCAAGAGGAGAGGGCCACCAGGGUUGCCCAGCAGUGCUGUCCUAGGAGAAAGUAACCCACUCCGUCUCUGGCCUAGGUCUGUGGAUGGCCUGCUGAAUGCCCAAAAGAAAAAUGCCCACGUUCCCCUUUGGAACUACACGGUCCUAAGAGGCCAGAUCUUCAUUGUGUAUUUCAUUGCGGGUGUGAAAAAGCUGGAUGCAGACUGGGUUGAGGGCUACUCCAUGGAACACUUGUCCCGGCAUUGGCUCUUUAGUCCCUUCAAGCUGGUGUUGUCUGAGGAGCUAACAAGCCUGCUGGUGGUGCACUGGUGUGGCCUUCUCCUUGACCUCUCAGCUGGCUUCCUGCUCUUUUUUGAUGCCUCGAGAUCCAUUGGCCUCUUCUUCGUGUCCUACUUCCACUGCAUGAAUUCGCAGCUCUUCAGCAUAGGUAUGUUUCCCUAUGUCAUGCUGGCCAGCAGCCCCCUCUUCUGCUCAACCGAAUGGCCUCGGAAGCUGGUAGCUCGAUGCCCCAAAAGGCUGCAAAAGCUGCUGCCCACCAAAGAUGCUCCUCAGCCCAGUGCUUCCUGUGUGUAUAAGAGAGCCCGUGCCAGAGCUGGUCCAAAGGUGGGGCUGCGCCACCAGCUGGGAGCGGUCUUCACCCUGCUCUACCUUCUGGAGCAGCUCUUCCUGCCGUAUUCCCACUUCCUCACCCAGGGUUACAACAACUGGACAAAUGGGCUGUACGGCUAUUCCUGGGACAUGAUGGUACACUCGCGCUCCCACCAGCAUGUAAAGAUCACCUACCGUGAUGGCCUCACUGGCGAGCUUGGCUACCUUAACCCUGGGGUAUUCACACAGAGCCGGCGAUGGAAGGACCAUGCAGACAUGCUGAAGCAAUAUGCCACUUGCCUGAGCCUCCUGCUUCCCAAGUACAAUGUCACUGAGCCCCAGAUCUACUUUGAUAUCUGGGUCUCCAUCAAUGACCGCUUCCAGCAGAGGCUUUUUGACCCUCGUGUGGACAUCGUGCAGGCUGUCUGGUCCCCCUUCCAGCGCACACCUUGGGUGCAGCCACUCCUGAUGGACUUGUCUCCCUGGAGGACCAAGUUACAGGACAUUAAGAGCAGUCUGGACAACCACACUGAGGUGGUCUUCAUUGCAGAUUUCCCUGGUCUUCACCUGGAGAAUUUUGUGAGUGAAGACCUGGGCAACACUAGCAUCCAGCUGCUGCAGGGAGAGGUCACUGUGGAACUGGUAGCAGAACAGAAAAACCAGACUCUUCAGGAGGGAGACAAAAUGCAGUUGCCUGCUGGAGAGUACCACAAAGUCUAUACUGUAUCAUCUAGUCCUUCCUGCUACAUGUACGUCUAUGUCAACACUACAGAGGUCGCCCUGGAGCAAGACCUGGCAUAUCUGCAAGAAUUAAAGGAGAAGGUGGAGAACGGAAGUGAAACGGGGCCUCUGCCUCCAGAACUUCAGCCUCUUUUGGAAGGGGAAGUAAAAGGGGGCCCUGAGCCAACACCUUUGGUCCAGACCUUUCUAAGACGGCAGCGGAAACUCCAAGAAAUUGAACGCCGGCGAAAUAGCCCUUUGCAUGAGCGACUCCUGCGGUUCUUGCUGCGAAAGCUGUAUGUCUUCCGACGCAGCUUCCUGAUGACUCGAAUUUCACUCCGAAAUCUGCUCUUAGGCCGCCCUUCCCUAGAGCAGCUAGCCCAAGAGGUGACAUACGCAAACCUGCGACCGUUUGAACCAGUUGAUGAGUCGAGUGCUUCCAACCCCGACUCUUCAAACCCGAACCCUUCAGAGCCAGAUGCUGAGCAUGUUCACUCGGAGUUGUGAGGAAGUCCAGAUGUUCUGUGGAGGUGUGGGGACAGCCUGCUACAGGUUGCUGCCUAUGCAAAGGAUAUUUAUUGGAGAAAUAUCAUCUAUUUUGAGACAGGCUUUUACAAUACAGCCCAGGCUGGCCUCCAACUCAUGGUAGUUCCUCUGCUUCAGCCUCUGAGUGGUUACAUGUACAUCACCAAACCUAGUUUUUUUCCUUUUACAUUCCCCCCUCUUAUAAGUUCUUUAAGAUGAUAGCUUAUAGAAUCCAAGGCAACAGAGAAGAAUUUGAAGAAUUGAAGGCUCUUUUUAGAGGCAAUAUGAACUAUCCUCUUACAGUAAAAGGUUUGUUUUUUCCUUUUUUCCCCCUCAAGACAGGGUUUCUCUGUGUAGCCCUGGCUGUCUUGGAACUGUCUGUAGACCAGGCUGAGCUUGAACUCAGAAAUUCACCUGCCUUUGCCUCCCAAGUGUUGGGAUUAAAGGUAUGCACCACCGCCGCCUGGUUUAUAAAAGUCAUUUUUAAGCUGGUUCUUUAGGAAAAGGAAUGUACCACAAUGAAAAUAGCUGAACCCAGGUGUUUGCUAUGUGCCUGGUACUGUUUGAAGCAGUGUACCUGAAUUAUCAUACUCAGUACUUUAAGAAGCAUUGAUCUUAAAUGCUUAAAUUUUACCUUUGGAGAAAGGAAAGCAAGUAAAAUUUACCUAAAGGCAUCCAGGAAUGGGUUGACAAUUUGAACUGAAAUCUGUUGGACUUAAGGUCUCAUGUGCUGCUGUUUAAUGCUUUUCAGAACCACUGACAGUAAAGCUGAAGCAGUAUAGCUUAAAACUAGUGUUAAUCUGAUUAGGAUGGUCAGGUACUAAAUGCACAAAGUAAUUAUAUUUACAACUCAAGUUUUUCAGGAGCAGUGGUAUCAGAAUAGCACUACUAAAUAGGGAAGCCAGAUGGCUUGCUUUAGUAUAAAUCAGCUUAGUGAAUGGCAGCUCUCUAAGCCAUGACUGAGUCAUAAGCCUUGAGGUUUUCCUUUUCCUUACAGUGUCAAGCCCUAUCACGUCUUCUAUUCAACCUUUCUAUUUCUACUAUCGGCCUAUUCCUUUACCCUUUAGACUGCAAUCUAUUUAGGGAUAGGCCAAGGCAGGGCCACCAUCUUUUUUUGCACAGGUUGGGACCAAGUAUGGAGACCCAAAGUCCCUCUUAAUGCAUACAAAACAUUUUAUAUAGGCUACUGAUGGCCACGCAGAGAGCUCUGAUCAUUUUCUCAAACAGGAAAAACACUAGUUUGCUUCCUUACGUAACACCAUGAACACACCUUGGCACUAUGUCCUUUCCAAGUUCAGCUACUUCCUUAUUCCCUUAACCUGUCACCUUUGACUAGCAAGAAAAGCAUUUUUGUUCGGGAGGGGUGUCUUUCAAACUUGUGCUGAGAAAUGAACCCAGGUUUCAUGCAAAGUACU